Molecule: messenger RNA, 1217 nt
Organism: Ceratotherium simum simum (southern white rhinoceros)
Lineage: Eukaryota; Metazoa; Chordata; Mammalia; Perissodactyla; Rhinocerotidae
Gene: EIF3F
Product: eukaryotic translation initiation factor 3 subunit F
Biological process (GO): translational initiation
Cellular component (GO): eukaryotic translation initiation factor 3 complex, eIF3m
Molecular function (GO): translation initiation factor binding; metallopeptidase activity; translation initiation factor activity
Source: RefSeq, a predicted model, not a curated record
CGACAAGAUGGCCACACCGACAGUACCGGCGAGUGCUUCUCCCGCCACUCAAGCCCCUUCCCCGGCUGCGGCCCCAGCCCCGGCGUCAGCCCCAGCCCCAGCCUCCCCCUCAGCUCCGGCUGCGCCGCCGGCUCCAGCUCCAUCGCCGGCUCCAGCCUCAUCCUCAGACCCGGCGGCGGCGGCUGGGACCGCGGCCCCGGGACAGACCCCGGCCUCAGCGCCAGCCCCCGCGCAGACGCCGGCGCAGUCGCUGCCCGGGCCUGCGCUCCCAGGCCCCUUCCCCGGCGGCCGCGUAGUCCGGCUGCACCCCGUCAUUUUGGCCUCCAUCGUGGACAGCUACGAGCGACGCAACGAGGGCGCUGCCCGAGUCAUCGGGACCCUGCUGGGAACCGUUGACAAGCACUCAGUGGAAGUCACCAAUUGCUUUUCAGUGCCUCACAACGAGUCGGAAGAUGAGGUGGCUGUUGACAUGGAAUUUGCUAAGAACAUGUAUGAAUUGCACAAGAAAGUCUCUCCAAAUGAGCUCAUCCUGGGCUGGUACGCAACAGGCCAUGACAUCACGGAGCACUCUGUGCUGAUCCAUGAGUACUACAGCCGGGAAGCCCCCAACCCCAUUCACCUCACUGUGGACACGAGCCUCCAGAACGGCCGCAUGAGCAUCAAGGCCUAUGUCAGCACUUUAAUGGGUGUCCCUGGGAGGACCAUGGGGGUGAUGUUCACACCUCUGACAGUGAAAUAUGCAUAUUAUGACACAGAACGCAUCGGAGUUGACCUGAUCAUGAAGACCUGUUUUAGCCCCAACCGGGUGAUCGGACUCUCCAGUGACUUGCAGCAAGUGGGAGGGGCAUCAGCUCGCAUCCAGGAUGCCCUAAGCACGGUCUUGCAGUAUGCGGAGGAUGUACUGUCUGGAAAGGUGUCAGCCGACAAUACUGUGGGCCGCUUCCUGAUGAGUCUGGUUAACCAAGUACCCAAGAUAGUUCCCGAGGACUUCGAGACCAUGCUCAACAGCAACAUCAAUGACCUGCUGAUGGUGACCUACCUGGCCAAUCUCACACAGUCACAGAUUGCCCUCAAUGAGAAACUCGUAAACCUGUGAAUGGGCCCCAGUCCUAGGACUCAGAAUGGAGUGAAGUAGAAAUGAUUUCUUUGUGGUUGGAGUCACACUGAGUCACCAGCUUGUGACUCUAAAUAAACAUAGCCUACCUUUUGUAAAUGAA